AUGCAGAGAGCCGGAGGCGGGGGUGCCCCCGGGGGCAGCGGCGGGGGCGGCGGUGGGGGCCCGGGCACUGCCUUCUCCAUCGACUCCCUGAUCGGGCCGCCGCCACCUCGCUCCGGCCACUUGCUCUACACCGGCUAUCCCAUGUUCAUGCCCUACCGGCCGCUCGUGCUGCCGCAGGCGCUGGCCCCUGCACCGCUGCCCGCCGGCCUCCCGCCCCUCGCCCCCCUGGCCUCCUUUGCCGGCCGCCUUACCAACACCUUCUGCGCGGGACUGGGCCAGGCUGUGCCCUCGAUGGUGGCGCUGACCACCGCGCUGCCCAGCUUCGCGGAGCCGCCCGACGCCUUCUACGGGCCCCAGGAGCUCGCCGCCGCCGCAGCCGCCACUGCUGCCCGAAACAACCCCGAGCCGGGUGGCCGACGCCCGGAGGGUGGGCUGGAAGCCGACGAGCUGCUGCCCGCCCGGGAGAAAGUGGCAGAGCCCCCGCCGCCCCCGCCUCCGCACUUCUCAGAGACUUUCCCAAGUCUGCCGGCAGAGGGGAAGGUGUACAGCUCAGAUGAGGAGAAGCUGGAGGCACCAGCAGGAGACCCAGCAGGCAGCGAACAGGAGGAAGAGGGCUCAGGCGGGGACAGCGAAGACGACGGUUUCCUGGACAGCUCUGCAGGGGGCCCCGGGGCCCUCCUGGGACCUAAACCCAAGCUAAAGGGAAGCCUGGGGACUGGAGCCGAGGAGGGAGCACCAGUGGCGGCAGGAGUCACAGCUCCUGGGGGCAAAAGCCGACGGCGCCGCACAGCAUUUACCAGUGAGCAGCUUUUGGAAUUGGAGAAGGAGUUUCACUGCAAGAAAUACCUGAGCUUGACAGAGCGGUCCCAGAUCGCCCACGCCCUCAAGCUCAGUGAGGUGCAGGUCAAGAUCUGGUUUCAGAAUCGGCGGGCCAAGUGGAAGCGCAUCAAAGCUGGCAAUGUGAGCAGCCGUUCUGGGGAGCCCGUGAGAAACCCCAAGAUUGUUGUGCCCAUACCUGUGCACGUCAACAGGUUUGCUGUCCGGAGCCAGCAUCAACAAAUGGAGCAGGGGGCCCGGCCCUGA
Messenger RNA from Nyctereutes procyonoides (raccoon dog), 1083 nucleotides. RefSeq names its product gastrulation brain homeobox 1 (gene GBX1). Lineage: Eukaryota; Metazoa; Chordata; Mammalia; Carnivora; Canidae. The transcript has 2 exons. Gene Ontology annotation, molecular function: RNA polymerase II transcription regulatory region sequence-specific DNA binding; DNA-binding transcription factor activity, RNA polymerase II-specific. Gene Ontology annotation, cellular component: nucleus. Gene Ontology annotation, biological process: regulation of nervous system development; regulation of transcription by RNA polymerase II. The record is from RefSeq and is a predicted model, not a curated record. The coding region runs from base 1 to 1083 and encodes 360 amino acids.